This is a messenger RNA of Trichomycterus rosablanca, 7084 nucleotides long. RefSeq names its product tensin 3, tandem duplicate 2 (gene tns3.2). Gene Ontology annotation, molecular function: protein binding. NCBI's taxonomy places the organism in Eukaryota, Metazoa, Chordata, Actinopteri, Siluriformes, Trichomycteridae. The coding region runs from base 1 to 3522 and encodes 1173 amino acids. The transcript is spliced from 26 exons. Gene Ontology annotation, cellular component: focal adhesion. The record is from RefSeq and is a predicted model, not a curated record.
AUGGCUGAAGGAUGUGCAUUCGACCUGAACUACAUCACAGAACGCAUCAUUGCAGUGUCCUUUGAUCAAACAUGUCCAGAGCAGAUCUACCUGCACCACCUACACAACAUUACUCAGAUGCUGCAGUCAAAACACUCCAACAACUACCUGGUCAUCAAUCUAUCAGAGCCCAGGGAAGAGCUGAGAAGGAUGAACGCCAGGGUGCUAGAUGUUGGCUGGUCUGAACAGCAUGCUCCAUCUCUUCAUUUACUCUGUUCUUUGUGUAAAAGCAUAGAAAACUGGCUGAGUGCACACACUGAGCAUGUUCUCCUACUGCACUGCAAGGGUGGAAAGGAUCGAGUUGGAUUAGUCAUUUCAUCCUACACCAGUCUUCCUCAUGUCUCUAACAGUGAAGAACAAGCUCUGAACUGCUACACAAUGAAGAGGUUCUACAGUGAGAAGAUGUCUUCUCUAAUGACUCCGUCCCAGACAAGGUAUGUCCAGAUGUUUGGCAAGCUCCUGAGCCGUCAGUUGAAGAUAAACUCCUCACCUCUUCUUUUCCACUGCAUUUAUCUGAACCACAUCCCAAACGUUCAUCCCACAGUGUGUGGACUGUUUGUGCGGAUAUACCAAGACAUGCAGGCAGUGUGCACGACAGGAAUACAUCAGGUCACUGUGGGGCAGACAGACAAAGUUUACUUUGCACUGGAACCACCGCAGCUUCUUAAAGGUGAUAUUAUGAUUGUAUGUUAUUAUAAGAUUGCUGCAGAAGGGACCAGAGAGGUGGUGUUUCGGACUCAGUUUCACACAGGAACUCUACAUGGACACUCUUUAGUCCUUCACAAAAAGGACCUUGAUCUUGCAAACAAAGAUCCAAGGUUUCCAGAAGAAGGAGUGGUAGGGGUUGUGUUCUCAGACAGCAUGACAAGCAUUCCAGGUUAUCCUCAAGGUGGUGCUGGGUGGAAGAACAGCUCUGCAGUCAGUGUUGACUACAACACUCUGGAUCCUCUAGUUCAAUGGGACUCUUACGAGAACAUCACAGCAGAAGCUCAGCUGAGUGAAUGUGCGGCCUCCUCCUUGAGCAGCGACUCUGGACUAUCAAGUAACUCUCAGUGGACUGGACCAGCAGUCAUUGGAUUCCAGGGCCAAGUUCAGAAGCCCACUGUGAAAAGCAUGGAUGAAGUAAAGCCGCCUCUGCACGCCAUAACUUCUGAUCCUCUUAAGCUUUUGGAUGUAGACCACAUGUUUCAUAUUAAUGGUAAUGCCACAGAUGCACAGCGAGAAACUGAUAUUCUGGACGAUGAGGAAGAUCAGAACCAUGGAUCUGUAGUAUCAAUCUGCAAAGAAACGAGCAACGGACUUUCUGGAUCUUUAGCUCUUUUGGAAAGCUGUCAUUUCCCUACUAAGUCUGAUGAUACUACAGACGGGGUAAAUCCAGACUCUACGCGGAUUCUUCCACACAAACUGAUGUCCAGUGGUUUUCAAACACACAAAUGGGUGACACAGCAACAUAAAGCACCUACUUAUUCCUACCAGUAUCAUUCACCAGAUAGACUAAAGCAAAGGGUGGAGUCAGGGAUUCGAAAUGGAAAAAGAAACCUCACAUUGCCAAUUGCUGGCUCUACAGGGGUGGGAUCAGAGACUGACCAGGAUGAUGAAUUUGCCUCCCUUGCUUUGGAUAUCGACCAAUCGAUUGAACAGCUGAACCAGAUUAUCUUAGACCUGGAUCCAGAGUUUGAACCUGUACCCACUAGGGCUAGGGGUCACAUGACUGACACGGGGCCUCCGAACACCAAUGGAUUUGGAAAUUCAGCUGCAAAAUCUAACCAAUCAGGCUGGAGGCAUGGAGUGGUUAAUGAUGUCGCUAUCCAGCCUUCAUUUAACAGCUCUGAUGGGGAUUUGUUACAACCUCUGCCUAAACUCGGUACCAACACAGCACUAUACCAGUGUGAAGAUCUGUAUGGCAGAGACACCACAGACUAUGAGGAAUUUAUUCCUAAAACAGACAGACCUUUAUGUGUGGAUCUUCAGCCACCAUCAACACCUGCAUUUCCGCUGACACCUCCAACACCUUACGUGAAGUGUGGAUAUGAAUUUUCCCUUGAAAGUCUCAGUCCUCAGUCCAGCCCACAACAUCUGCUCUCAAGGACACAGCAAGAUUCACGGGGAUAUGUGGACAAUAUGACGCACUCUUCCAUGUCAUUGGAUGGAGAUCUAUUCCAUUCUGAAGUCACAUCAAGUCCUGCUUCCUUUCAGAGGGGGUUUGGCUCAGUGCAUUCAGUAAACACGUCCAGCCCACUGCCCACCACUGACAGCCCUGUCCAGACUCAUUUGUGGUUAGACAGUGGCUCUAACACCCCCUUGAGUCACUACACACCCCAACCUUCCCCGCCACUCUCCCUUCCCACCCCUAAUGCCCACAGCUCCCCUCACAACCAGCCCUCCAGUCUUGGGAUAGAGGCCCUGGAUGUCAGUCUGCUGGACGCCAUGGAGGGUCUGGAGUCUUUGGGCUUGAAUAAAGCACAACCACCACUGUUACCACAGAAGAGGAGAGGGAUCGAUGGAGGAGAGGUUCCCCUGAACUCCUUCAGCCGAAGUGGAGUUGGAGCAUCAUUUCCCACUAACAAUGAGUCACCUACAGCAUCCAUUCCUAGUCCAGAUUCAUUUUCCGGUAAGCCUGUAAAUGUAAAAUUUGUUCAAGACACGUCAAAGUUCUGGUACAAGCCGGAUAUCUCUAGAGAACAAGCCAUCGCUGUGCUGAAGGAUAAAAAGCCUGGUGCCUUCAUCAUAAGAGACAGUCAUUCGUUUAGAGGAGCGUAUGGACUAGCCAUGAAAGUGGCCACUCCUCCACUCACUGUCCUUAAUCAGAGUAAGAAAGCAGGUGAUCUGACCAGUGAGCUUGUGCGCCAUUUCCUGAUUGAGUGCACUCAGAAAGGAGUGAGGCUAAAAGGCUGCCCCAAUGAACCCUACUUUGGCAGUCUGACAGCUCUCGUCUGCCAACAUUCCAUCACACCACUGGCCCUGCCGUGCAAACUGAUCAUCCCAGAUGGAGAUCCUCUGGAAGAGUUGAGUGACUCUCAAGGACAGACUUCUACCAACUCAGCAAAUGAGCUACUAAAACAAGGAGCAGCGUGCAAUGUGUGGUUCCUGGGCAGUGUGGAGCUGGAGUCUUUGACGGGUGUUCAGGCAGUCCAGAAGGCCACAACAGUGAUUCUCGGUCAGGACCCUCCAGCCACCUCAACAAUCGUUCACUUUAAAGUGUCUGCACAGGGCAUCACGCUUACAGACAACCAGAGGAAAUUGUUCUUUAGAAGACACUAUGCUGUCAACACGGUCAUAUUCUGUGCCCUGGACCCUCAAGACAGAAAAUGGAUUAAAGAUGGCUGCAUGGCUUCAAAAAUCUUUGGCUUCAUCGCGAGAAAAAAUGGGAGCAGUACUGAGAAUGUGUGCCACCUGUUUGCAGAGCACGACCCGGAACAACCUGCCAGUGCUAUUGUCAACUUUGUGUCCAAGGUGAUGAUUGGCUCUCAGAAAGCCAGGUAGAUUCACACAAGACUUUGUGCACCCUGCACUAUGCUAAUUAAAAAAAAUGGCUACAUGUAUCCAAAUUUAUAUGGAUUUUAUCUCUUCAGCCAAAAUUUGCAUUAAAAAAAUCCAAUUUUUUAAGGCCAGUGAAAGGAUGUUUAAGAUUACACCACCACUGGUGCUUUGAGGUCAUCUUAUCCAGAAGAGGGCGUCACUGAGUCUGUGUUUUAUUUACCGUUUGUGAUACUCUAUGUACAGCAUAAGAGCUCUAGUCUAUAUCAGCAGUUCAAUUUGUACCAUACUGUGUCUGCAAGUCAUGUGAGAAUUCUUUCCCAAGCCAGUUUUCAGUAAGUCCUAAGUUAAAAGUGCUUCUACUUUUAAAAUUAAAUCUGUUUUUAAAGGUUAAAACUAUUUCUUUUCAAUGGUACUCUCUGAUUACAUUUAUUUGCAUUGGUCACAGUCAUAUAGUUGUUGGUAUCAGUACUAAACACAGAGUUAUUCAAUAUUAGGCAAUUGUAUUAUGUCAAAAAUAUCAAAAUUUAGCAUAAUAUCUGCAAUUGUAUAAAUGUAAGCUUGUUAUCAUUGAUUGUUAGCACAAUUUCAUUAUCAGUCUCAGUUACUGUCAUCAAACUCAUUACAAUAUAUUUAAUUAAAACCAUAAAAUAAACAAGCAAUAAAUCAUAUAUGGAACAUUAGCAUAUAGUUAACUGCUAAUAAGUUAGCUUGCUUUAGUCACAGUUGAACGGAAACCACAUGUCUGAGCAAGUUGGGACAUUUUGUAAAUUACAAUUAGGACUGGGCGGUAUGACCGACAAUUUGUAUCACGGUAUUUCUUAAGAUUCUGACGGUUUAUUUUUUUGUAUGUCUGGGAAUUUUUAUAUGUCUGUGGCUGAUUCUACUGUCAUAAGUACAUAGAAUAUAAAACAUUUAAAUUUCACCAUGUAUAUAAUGAAGGUUUUGAGUACUAUAAGCUUUGCUUGGCCCCACAAAAUGACACAAUAUAUGAUGGAAUCAGUACGCGUAAAACAGUUGCAAUAAAUACAAUUGUUUAUUUAAUAUUUAAGUAUUGUACAAUUACCCUUAGCUCUGCCUUUAAGGGAACUCGAGGCCCGCAGGCCAAAUCCGGCCCGCCACGUCAUUUUAUGUGGCCCGCGAGAGCUUAAAAGACGUACGAUUGUUGUGAUGGUUCCAGUAGUUACAGACAUACUUAUAAUUUAAUAGGACACUUGCGCCUUUAAGCGGCAACUGUUGACAUUGUACUCAUGGCAACUAACUUUGACCGCGAAUGAAUUAUUUUGCAAUCCAAUACAGAAGCAUCGUCUGUAAGUAGCAGACAUACAUAUUCUCAGUUGUUUGUAAAUGUUUAGCGAGUAUGUUACAGCGUUUCAGUGACGAAUUUACUGUAAUCCCGUAAUUAAAUACGGUUGUUACCGUUACUAUAGCAAUUAAUAUUUUUACACAAAAUGCUAACUCGUUAGUGCUAAAUAAUCUCAAAAUGUACAAGAAGAGAAAAUUGAAGCAGAAGGAAGAGAAUUUAAUGAUAGUUGGGAAAGUGAAUACAAGUUUGCGCUUCGACAAGUAUAACUUUGGCAUUUAUAACGUUGGCUUAUAACAUUGAAAUAGCGACUAACAUGAAGUAUUUUCGCCCCGUAAGACAGACCUGGAAUCCAGUGUAUUAAUUAUUGCUCUGAAAGCUUCUUUCUCAACUGUCUAUAGAGGAACCAUGUUCUUGCAUAUGUGGAUUAUUACUGUGUCCAUAAUGUCGUUGUUUGAAGCGACCAUGGGUCAACAAACCCUACAGUAUAUAGUGUUUUAGUCUGUUCUAAACUGCCAACAUGCCUCAUUUGUUUGGCAGGUUCUUCCGGUGCAUAUUUGGUCUUUUUCUCUUCAUCCUCUACCUGUUUCUGUUUAUUUAUUUCACCACAUUGAGGAACCCACUCUCCUCUGUUAACAGUGUCAUGCUAACGCUACCUGGCUACCUCCUUAAUCUGUACGGCGCUCCAUAGCGCUUUUAGCGGCGAACAAUAUUAUAUGAUCUGCUGCCUUUUAAAGCAUACAGCUGUUAAAAGGAACUAUGUUACGGUUUGGCAGUAUAUGAAAAAUCCAUAACGUAUAAGGAAUCAAAGACGGUAUACCAGAUGUACCAUCAUACCGCCCAGCCCUAAUUACAAUAAAAGCAAGAAGCAAUAAAGUGUUUUGUUUGUGUCUUGAACCAAUUAAAAAAAGAUUUAAACUAAUUUUCCCCCUCAAAACCUAAAGAUGUUCUAGUAUGCUUUAUUUAUCAUCAUACACAGUCCUUUGUAUUAUUGGAACUGGUUUGCAGCUAAGCAUUCCGUGUUAUAGCUUUUCCUUUUAGAUCCUCAUGCAUAUACAUGUUUAAACUUGCUUAUUUUGAACUUUUCUAAUAAGUUACAUUUAAAAUAUACUGGAUGUUGUUUUGUUUUCAUGUUUCAUGUUAAAAAUAUGUAUUAUAGCUCAUAUACUGUGUAUGUAUAAUUGUUUGACGUUCAUCAUCGUUUUUUUUAACUCAAUGCCAGUUAUGCUUUGAUGGAAUUAUUCAGUUGAUGUUUUUUUUUCUUCACUGUGUAAAAUAUUGUAACUUUUAUUGUUAUUUUGUCAGUCUAAUCUAUUUCUAAUUUUAGAAUAAUCUUGUUUUAUAUAAAUCUUAUUUUUUAAAUAAAGCUUUAUUCCGUUUUUGCUAAGACAUACUAAGAUACAAAUAUUUAGCCGUUAUUUAAAUGCAUUAUUUUUUCCAUCUCUCUGAGAAAAUUAUAACUUUCUUACUGUUUAAUCGCUUUCUCAUCAGUUCAUUAAAUUGUAGGCCCACUUAGAAUGGGAUCUAGAAGCUAGCACCACUUUCACCCUUUCCUUUAUUUAUCUUGUCAUCUACAAUUCCCUCCCAUUGUAAUCAUGCUACUAGCACAACUCCUGCACUUACCAGGGAGGGCUGAGACUAUUAAACGCCCUCUCUGACAUGGCAUCAUCACCAGCCACAUCUUUUCACCUACUCACAAUGAAGUGUUAGAGAGAGAUCGUGUUUGGGGAGACACGCUAAGCUCUCCAGAUCAUCCAUUGCUGGUGCAGACGCCUUAACCAGACAGCAGAGGCCGCACUUGUGCUAUAGCAGUGAAUCUCCCAACAGACACAGCAAAUUCUGACUGUUGUCUGUCUGAUAUCUUGUAUUAGAUUAUUGGGCUACCUAGAUUUACUCACUAGUCAGUACACGUAUAGCCUUGGGACAGGGAUAGAGAUAUUGCUUUAGAGGUUGUUUUAGAAUGCAUCUAGAAUGCAUUUAGAAACCAUUACUGCUGUAAUAUAUUUUGUGUCAAAGCAAUUUUGUGUCAGAUUAGUUCAUCACUAAUGGUGCCGUUACUAAUCGGUCAUACUAUUUGAAAUGAAGCGUGUGGUUUUUGACACCGCUUAUAAAAAGAUGGUAUUUUGUGUUAUAAUGAAUAAACAUUUUAAUUGGUUCAUUAACUUGAGCAGUGAUGUACUGUAUAUCAGACUACAUGGUUUGGUCCAAAUUCCAGGGGAAAGGGUGAAUGCUGAGUCAAGUUUUAUUAAAAAAAGUUGGAUGCAG